Molecule: messenger RNA, 2120 nt
Organism: Solanum dulcamara
Lineage: Eukaryota; Viridiplantae; Streptophyta; Magnoliopsida; Solanales; Solanaceae
Product: phosphatidylinositol N-acetylglucosaminyltransferase subunit A
Exons: 11
Coding region: 193-1539 (448 amino acids)
Biological process (GO): GPI anchor biosynthetic process
Cellular component (GO): glycosylphosphatidylinositol-N-acetylglucosaminyltransferase (GPI-GnT) complex
Molecular function (GO): phosphatidylinositol N-acetylglucosaminyltransferase activity
Source: RefSeq, a predicted model, not a curated record
UAAUAAGAAAAUUUCAAUUAAUAGUUAAUACUGACGAUAAACACAUAGAACGCUGAGUAUUAACAUUUUACAAUCGACUACAUCAAAUUUGUUGAGCUCUCUUGUUUAUCUCUUCCCAGGCUAACGCAGCAACACUCAAAUCAAAUAAACUUAAUUGGCCAAAAUACGGAGUGUCCCUGGUAGUCAGUUAUCAUGGGUGAACCGGGAAAACAUAGAAUCUUAAUGGUCUCAGAUUUUUUCUACCCCAAUUUUGGUGGUGUGGAGAAUCAUAUAUACUAUCUAUCGCAAUGCUUGAUUAAGGAAGGCCACAAGGUGGUAGUUAUGACUCAUGCUUAUCAGAAUCGUUCUGGAGUAAGAUAUAUGACAAAUGGCCUGAAAGUUUAUUAUGUCCCAUGGAAGCCGUUUCUCAUGCAAAACACAUUGCCAACCUUCUUUGGAACACUUUCAAUUACGAGGACAAUUCUGAUUAGGGAAAAGAUAUCUCUGGUACAUGGACAUCAAGCCUUCUCAACCUUAUGUCAUGAAGCUCUAAUGCAUGCUCGUACCAUGGGUUACAAAGUUGUAUUCACCGAUCAUUCUCUCUAUGGGUUUUCAGAUGUUGGAAGUAUUCACAUGAAUAAGGUGCUACAGUUUACUCUAGCCGAUGUAACUCAGGCUAUAUGCGUUUCUCACACAAGCAAAGAGAAUACAGUUUUAAGGUCUGGUCUGCCGCCUGAAAAGGUUUAUGUUAUUCCAAAUGCUGUGGACACGGCCAUGUUUACGCCUGCUCCAGAGCGACUCAGCAGGGAUGAAAUUGUUAUUGUUGUGCUAAGUAGGUUAGUUUAUCGGAAAGGAGCAGAUUUACUCGUUGAAGUGAUCCCUGAAGUAUGCCGUUUGCAUCCCAAUGUUCGCUUCAUUGUUGGAGGAGAUGGACCCAAACGAGUGCGUCUGGAAGAAAUGAGGGAAAAACACUCUCUUCAAGACCGCGUUGAUAUGUUGGGGGCUGUCCCUCAUGCUAAAGUACAGUCUGUACUAAUAACUGGCCAUAUAUUUUUGAACAGUUCUCUAACAGAAGCAUUUUGCAUCGCUAUAUUGGAAGCUGCAAGUUGCGGAUUAUUAACAGUCAGUACACGUGUAGGAGGUGUUCCAGAGGUUCUUCCAGAUGAUAUGGUUGUUUUGGCUGCGCCAGAUCCUACAACUAUGGUUCAUGCAAUCACAAGGGCUAUAUAUAUGCUUCCUCAGAUCGAUCCACAAGAUAUGCACAAUCGUGUGAAAAAACUUUAUAGUUGGCCUGAUGUAGCCAGGAGGACAGAAAUUGUUUAUAACCGUGCUUUGAAAUGCUCCAAUCCACCUUUGCUAGAUCGAUUGUCAAGGUACCUUACUUGUGGCACUUGGGCCGGGAAAAUAUUUUGCAUAGUCAUGAUAGUAAAUUUUUUGCUCUGGCGUCUCUUGCAACUAUGGCAGCCUGACAAGGACAUUGAGGUGGUACCUGAUAUUCAACUUCCGAAGUCCCAACAUAAGGAGACACCAUUUGGUUCCAGGACAGAAGAAAACUUAUGAUUCCGGUGCUUUACCCACUGGUGCAGCUCAGGGUCAUUUACUAUUCAAACACAAUGUGGAAUUAGAAUUCAAACAAACAACAACAGGUUGCAUAGGAGAAAGUGGUUCAGAAUGGUUUGGAUCUGUGGUUUGAUUGCCACCAAGAAGGAUUUUUGGAGAUAUAGGAACCUAUGGUAUGUUCAAUUGGUUCUACUUAUUUGGCGCAGUAGCACCAGUUCUUGAUUUGUAGCAGCCAAGGCUUUCCCUAAACAAGAACAGCUCAAAUUCAUUAACAUGCCAGUGUUAAUAAAAGCCACUGGGGAUGAUGUCACCGGCCACGGCUCUGAACUACACAACCUGGAUCAUUGUAGGUUUCUUGUCAGGUUACGUUGCUUAUCGAUAUAUGCCAGUUUGUGCUGGUUUGGCAUUUAUAGGAGUUCUGUAUAUGUGUUUGGGCUUGGAGAACAUAGAUUUGCCCAGUUUAUCAGAUUGUGUUGUGAAGAAGAACCAAAAAUUUGCUUGUACUAAUUUUCAUGUGAGUUUGUGUUCAAACAUGCUACUUACUUUUAUUUCAAUUCAUAAUUCAGAAUCCUUGAUACCUA